CUAGGCUAGUCUAACUGGGGGCCUAUUCUGAAAAAAAAUUACAAUUACAAAACACGAAAAAUUACAACUAAUUAUCGGAAUAGGCCCCCUGUGUCUUCUUCCUCAUUUCAAAGUCUCAGAAUAUAUAAAAUACAAUAGUAUAUCUCUGCUAAUAUAGUUUGGGAACAAAAUCAUUAUAUCCUUGACAAAGAAUUUUCUCUUCUUCAAAAUACGAAAAAUUACAACUAAUUAUUGGAAUAGGCCCCCUGUGUCUUCUUCCUCAUUUCAAAGUCUCAGAAUAUAUAUAAUACAAUAGUAUAUCUCUGCUAAUAUAGUUUGGGAACAAAAUCAUUAUAUCCUUGACAAAGAAUUUUCUCUUCUUCAAAAUACGAAAAAUUACAACUAAUUAUUGGAAUAGGCCCCCUGUGUCUUCUUCCUCAUUUCAAAGUCUCAGAAUAUAUAUAAUACAAUAGUAUAUCUCUGCUAAUAUAGUUUGGGAACAAAAUCAUUAUAUCCUUGACAAAGAAUUUUCUCUUCUUCAAAAUACGAAAAAUUACAACUAAUUAUUGGAAUAGGCCCCCUGUGUCUUCUUCCUCAUUUCAAAGUCUCAGAAUAUAUAUAAUACAAUAGUAUAUCUCUGCUAAUAUAGUUUGUGAACAAAAUCAUUAUAUCCUUGACAAAGAAUUUUCUCUUAUUCAAAACACGAAAAAUUACAACUAAUUAUUGGCAAAUUAUUUGAAGAGCAAUGGGUGAAAACGAUAGUGGAUUGGACAAUGAAGAAGAAACAAAGGAUUAUGUUGCAGCAAUUAGAUUCUAUAUUGAUACAAACAAAGUGCAUUUCAUAUCUACUUCAAAAAUACAGAAAUUUGAUAUCACUCAUAAAAAAUUUCCAUAUGAUGCAAAUGUGGAAAAUGGAUUGGAUCCUGAAGGAGAAAUUAUUUUUGAACCUGCUAUCAUUUUAGAUGUGUCGGAUGACAAGAAUAAUCUGAUGAAUAAAGAAAAAAGAUGGUUGAAGCCUACAAAAAGGCGCAGUGUUGUACUAUACGAGUUAGCUAAAAAGGCUGAAAAGGCUGACAAAUCAAAAAAAAGUACAAAACCUGUUCUUUCAUUGAACUCUACAGAUAAAGACGUACCUCCUUCUAUAAAUUAUGCUAACGAUAAUGUGCAUAAAAAGCUUUUGUUUACUAACAAUUUGGAAUUUGAUGAUGAUGAAGAUAAGGAUCAAAUUAUUGAAAAUCUUCGAAAUCAACUCAAAGAGCUACAAGACAAAAAUAAGUCAGCAAAGAGUGCUAUGCCCGUUGAAGUCAGAAACAAUGAGAGUAGUCCGAGAGGCAAGCAUUCCGUACCAGUUUGCUCUGAAACUAUUGUAAAUCCCUGUACAGUUGUUUUAACCAAAGCAUUAGAAGCUGAAGGGCAUUCCGGGAAUAAUAUGCAAUUAUCUAUUAAAUCACCUCCAUCCAAAUGUUUUGCAAGAGCGUCUACAUCACGUUUUGUCGAGAAAGAACAUUAUUAUUCAGACGAAGAAAACGUAAAAGUUCAAAAGAAAAAUCGAGCUCAAUAUUCAGGAUUGAAAAGAAAAGCCUCAAGAUCAAUACACAAUCAAACAUCAGAAACAGCUACUUCAUCAAACAGUUUAAAGCCCUCUUUUCAUGAAGAUAUGGACAACAUUAUCGAAUAUAAAGAAGCAAUUCCAAAAAAGAUGUCCAAAGAGAAAUCUAAACGAGAAUUUAGAUUGAGAACUGAAAAAAAUGAAUCAAAAUUUAUUCGUAAGGAAGUUAAAAAAGAUGCUGCUGGCAACAAAAAUGCUGAUGCUAACAAGAAGUAUAAAAGAAAGAUUAAAAAGAUACAAUAUGAUACCGAUGAUUAUACUAAAUCUGAUUUAAUACAGAGAGAGAAAUUGACUACUUGGGAAAAAGGAGCAACUGAUGGGCAGCCUAAAAUGACCAUGUUUCAUUUACAUUACGGUGUAUCUAUUCCACGAAAAGCUUGGAGAAAGGCUAAAAAAGCGUCGUCCAGCUACAAGUUUAUCCGUGAACUGUACCCACACUUGUGGAAACUACAUGAAUUUGUUAAGCUGGCUGUACAAAUUGAUAGAACAAAAGAUACGAAUGGUAGAGAACCAAUAGACUCUAGACUCUUUGAAGCUCUCAAAAAAAGUUAUGUACAAUAUUUAUUCCAUAAAGAAAUUAUCACACAAGAAAUGUCAACAAAACAACAAGCAAAGCACAUUAACAAAUUUGGACGAUUUUUUGGAACUGUCAUUGCUCAAGAAAGAGAAAAGUUCUUUAGAAUAAACAGUCGACAGGAUUCUGGAGAUGAUUUAUCUGAGAGUGGGGACCUAGAAGUACAAAAUGAAGAAGAAAACAAAUCUGAAAAUGAUGAUUGGUCAGGCAAUGAAGCUUCUGAAGAUGAAGAUGAUUAAGUUAUAUUAUUGACGAUUAUAAUUUUUUGUUCUGUUUUUUACUAAACUAUUUCUUUUAUUUAUAGUAUUUAUUACUUAGCUUUAACUUGAUACAAUUUUAUUUGUAAUAGGUAUAAGAAUUCAAUGUCUUCCUAGAAGUAAUGUUUUAAUUUAAGUAUUAACUAAAAACGUUUUAAGAGUUUAUUAAUAUAUCUUACAUUACGAUUACCUUAAUUUGCAAUAAUUUGCCUUUGCAAUAUUAUUCAUGAAUCAUUCUAAACUUGUGCAUGUAAUGUAUUUAAAAUUGCUUUCGUUGCAAGAUAACUUUUCUUACGAUAAUUAGAAUAAAUAUUUCAUAUAUUGUUUAAAAAUAUUUUUGAAAAUAUGUAUUUUAUUAUAAUAAAAUAAAUAAUAUUUCGUAUCAGCAAAUAACAUCAUUAAAUGGAAUAAAGUAAAGACCCAGGGCAGCUGUGGGCAUAAAAAAAUUAAAAAUAACGUUAUUGGAUCGUCACAAUAACGUUAUUUCUAAAACUUAUGGUGAAAAAUAACGUUAUCACUUAAAAUAACGUUAAGUCCUAGAAAUAACGUUAUUGAAUCAGCACAAUAACGUUAUUUCUGUAAAUUUUACGGGGGUAAAAAUGACGUAUAAAUGAUUAAUAACGUUAAAUUCUGGGAUAACGCAAACAAUAACGUUAUUUUGGAAAUUUUAACGGGGAUGCAAAUAACGUUAUUUCAUUUUAAAAAUGACAUUCUUCGCAGACAAUUACGUUAUUUUGUUGAGAAAUAACGUUAUCGCAUUCAGUACAAUUUUGAUUUUGGUAAAGAAAAUGACGUUAUUUUGAGAAAUAACGUUAUUUCAUUCGGCGCGAGGUUUAGAAAAAUAACGUUAUUUUUGUUCC
Phymastichus coffea is the source of this 3279-nucleotide messenger RNA. RefSeq lists its product as uncharacterized. NCBI's taxonomy places the organism in Eukaryota, Metazoa, Arthropoda, Insecta, Hymenoptera, Eulophidae. The transcript has 10 exons. Bases 725 to 2401 code for a protein of 558 amino acids. The record is from RefSeq and is a predicted model, not a curated record.